AAACCAAACCGAUAGCCGAGAGCAAAAGCUCGCCACGGCACGCCAAAAUACUCCUCCCCCUCCCCUCAUCGUCCUCCUCGGCUCGGCCGGGCUCCUCUGAUCCUCUCCCAGUCCGGCAAAAUACACCUCCCGCUCUCGCGUCGCGUUCCUGUCCCGUCGUGACAAGCACAAACACGUAGUAGCAGCAAACCGAAGCGACGCGUGCCCGUCCCGCGAUGGCCACGGCGGCCGCGGCCAGGCACCAGCACCAGCACCAGCAGCGCCGGGGUGCCCAGCGGGGGCGGCGCCGCGGGAGCGGGAUACGGUGCUCGUCGCCGGCGCAGGAGUUCGCGUCGCUGGCCGCGGUGUUCCGGCGGCGGCUGGUGGUCGGGGCCACCACGGCGGCGGCCGCGGCGGUGGGGGCCAACUUCGGCGGCGUCACCAGCUUCCUGCUGGGCCUGUCGCCGGAGCUCGGCCGCUCGCUCCGCCUCGACGUGCUCUACCCCGUCGGCGGCUUCACGCGCUGCCUCGACUCCGACAAUGGGUUCGAAUUCAUCUAUCCAUCAAGUUGGGUUGGAGACCAGACGCUACUGUACAGAGAAGCGAAGAAGGCAGAAUUGCAAAGAUCGCUAGACCCACCGCCACUGCCAAACGGAGGAUCUCCAUCUGGGCCUCGGAACAUCAGUGAACCUGUGGCAGCAUUUGGCCCCCCUGGAUCCAAUGGGGAGCUCAACGUCAGUGUCAUCGUCUCCACUGUGCCACGAGACUUCUCGAUCGAGACGUUCGGCAGCCCAAAAGACGUGGGGGAAGUGGUGCUCAGAAGGAUCGCGAGGACGAGGCGAAGCCCGGACAUCAACGCUACCCUUAUCGACGCCGCCGUGAGAGAGGACGCGGGCAGGGUGAAGUACUACAAGCUGGAGUUCCGAGUCGAGAGCCCUUCUUUCCGGCGGCACAACGUCGCGGUCUGCUGCGUGAGGGACGGCAGGCUCUACACCAUGAACGCGCAGGCACCGGAGUCGGCGUGGAAGGCGGUCCAGAAGGAGUUCUUGGCAAUGGCGGACUCGUUCGGCUUAGUUAGCGACGCUUGAUUGACAUGCAGUUAGGCACGCAGUUUUGGUUUUGUACCCCUGAGCGUUUUGUCCACUAGUUUGCAAGGUCUCGGUAACGAGAUGCCGUGGUUUGGUGUAGAGAAACUAGGACAUGAUGUUUCUGUUUCUGUUAUACUACCUUACAAUCAUGUCUGAAGUUUUCUUCUGAA
This is a messenger RNA of Zea mays, 1237 nucleotides long. RefSeq lists its product as uncharacterized. The transcript is spliced from 3 exons. Gene Ontology annotation, cellular component: photosystem II; photosystem II oxygen evolving complex; extrinsic component of membrane. Gene Ontology annotation, biological process: photosynthesis. Bases 216 to 1067 code for a protein of 283 amino acids. Gene Ontology annotation, molecular function: calcium ion binding. NCBI's taxonomy places the organism in Eukaryota, Viridiplantae, Streptophyta, Magnoliopsida, Poales, Poaceae. The record is from RefSeq and is marked validated.